CGGAGGCAGUACAAAGCGUAUUUAAACGAAACAGAAGUGAAGUAGAAGUGUUGUCAGGAGGAGGCAGCAGGAAAGGUUGCGUCUCUCUACAUGGCUCUGGACUGCAUGCUCUAGGAUAUUUAAUUUACGUGGAAACUAGAUCCACUCAAACAAGGCUAAUAUCCGAGUCUGCCGUAAACUACAAGUCCUACGUGUCAGUGAGGCUACCGUGAAUGGCAUGAUGUCGGCUGAGAAUCGAACAUUUGAAAAUGUGAAAGCUGUUAUUUUAUCAGCUCAUAAGAAUACAACAUCAAGCAAUAAAAUCACCUUCUACGACAACUGGGCAGAAAACUAUGAUCAGGAUGUGGCUAUUCUGGACUUCCGUGCUCCGAGUCUAGCAGUGAAGAGCAUCGACUCUCAUUUCGCUGGUGACCGUGAAGCAGCUGUGGUGUUGGAUGUGGCCUGUGGUACCGGACAGGUCGCCAAGCUGAUGAAAAGACAUGGAUUUCGACAUUUCGUGGGCAUUGAUGGAAGCAGAGGUAUGAUGGAGCUGGCUAAAAAGACAGAGCUCUACCAGGACCUCAAGCAGUGCAUGCUGGGAGAGGAGCCACUACCUGUCCAAUGGGGGUCAUUUGAUGUGGUUAUGAUCACCGGAGCAUUGAGUAUGGGUCAAGUUCCUGUCGGGGUAGUCAGAGAACUGUGCAAGGCCACCAAACCAGGUGGCUACAUUUGCAUGACGACAAGAAGUAACUAUGACAAUUUGGAAUACAAAGCAGCCUUGGAGUGUGAGCUGAAGCGAAUGGAGGAAGAGGGGCUCUGGGUUUGUGUAGAUAAAACUGAGGUGGAGGAUUGGGAGAAAGCAGUGUCAGAGAAGGAGGAGGGAUACAUAUCUGGUUGUCUCUAUGUCUACAAGACACUGGCACCAUAGCACAAUGCAGCACAGUGUAGAGGUGACAUCCCAACAAAUACACAUUGGACUUGUCAAAUGGUAAGGAAAGAUCAUGUAGUUAUAUGACACAUAAUUAAAAUACAGUGCAUGUGUCAGUUCACUGAUAGUGAAAGAACAUGAUAUCAGCCUCUGCUAUUAGCUUGUAGUUGAGUUGGCAGGAGGGGCAAGUCUGUGUCCUUCAGGGAGCCAGACAGAUGAAAUCACAUUCAUAAAAACAACAAAUUAAUUAGGUCUAUGUAGCACUGUGGGACUGUACAAGUUGGUCGUAUCAGCCCAAAGCCAAACAGCUCUCCAACUUUAGAAGCUUGUGUUUUGUGUUUGCUGUCGUGGUGUAAGGAAUGUCUGAGCCAAACCUUUAAGCCAAACUAUCCUGUUUAAAGAUGAUCAUAUUUUUAUGUGACUGUUUUGAUAAAAUCUUUUAUGUAUCGUUUUAUUCUGCACUCUUUAAACCUCAGUAAAACAGUAAAACCUGCAACGGUAACGGUAAAACCUGCAAUGGUAAAACCUGCAGUUUUACAACAAUGAACAACAACAAUGAAAAAAGCAAGUACUGUUCAAGAUGAUAGCAAACAUUUGUUCCUGCGAUUAAAAUCUGAUGGAUUAAGCACA
This is a messenger RNA of Myripristis murdjan (pinecone soldierfish), 1537 nucleotides long. RefSeq names its product methyltransferase like 27 (gene mettl27). Bases 218 to 907 code for a protein of 229 amino acids. Gene Ontology annotation, molecular function: S-adenosylmethionine-dependent methyltransferase activity. The transcript is spliced from 6 exons. NCBI's taxonomy places the organism in Eukaryota, Metazoa, Chordata, Actinopteri, Holocentriformes, Holocentridae. The record is from RefSeq and is a predicted model, not a curated record.